AUAGGUUGUCUGUGUGAAGUCAUUGUUACCAUGGCAUGGAGUUCCAACAGCACCAAGCUGGACAACACCACCUUGUCCCUGUUCCAGAACGUGACAGCCAGUACAGCAAUCUCCAUCAUCUAUAUUGUGGUCACCAUCAUCAACCUGGUAGGAAACAGCCUCUCCAUGUGGCUCCUCCUCUUCCAUACCUCUCCCAAAACUCCCUCCAUCAUCUUCAUGAUAAACCUGACCCUGACUGACCUGACCUUGGGCCUCGUCCUGCCCUUCCAGAUCAUGUAUCAGUUGCAGGGGUAUAAUUGGAGCCUGGGCCCGGGCAUGUGCAGGCUCUUGACCCUGGUGUUCUUUGCCAACAUGUACUGCUCAAUUCUAACUAUGACCGCCAUCAGCGGAGACCGCUACCUGGGCAUCUGCCGGCCCAUGCUCUUCUGUGAGACCAGGGAAAGGAAGUCAUUCGCUGUGCUUGUCUGCUUAGCCAUGUGGAUAGUCGUCCUAUUAGUCCUGUACCCACUCACUAUAACCGACCUGACGUUCCACGUUCCAGAACUCAGGAUUACCACCUGCUUCGACGUUCUAAAAAGGGACAUGCUUCCAUCCAUGGUGGCCUGGGCUGCCUUCCUCCUUGCACUGUUUGUCAUCCUCUUCCUCAUCCCGUUCUGCAUCACUGUUUUCUGCUACAUCAGCAUCAUCCGCAAGCUGGCCCGAGACUCCAAGACCAAACAGAAGGAUAAGGCUAUAGGUCUCGCCGUCACUGUCCUAACGGUCUUUACGCUCUGCUUCACUCCCAACAACAUCCUCCUACUGGCUCACACCAUCCGGAGGCUCUUCUAUGGGGAGUCCUUGUACAUGGCCUACAAGCUGACUCUCUCCCUCAGUUGCUUCAACAGCUGCCUGGACCCCUUCAUCUACUACUUUGCCUGUAGGGAGUUCCGGAAGAAGUUGAGGCAGAUGCUAAGGCUGAGAACACUGAGCAGUCUGGACACGGGGAAGACAGACCUGCACAGAGAGAGCCUGUACUCCGCCCAGUAUGUAUCUGAUGGACAGGGUGGAGAGAACAGCAGAGUGUCUGUUAAACAACACUGUUAAAAAACAGAGAGAGGGCCUUCCGAGUGGCGCAGCAGUCCAAGGCACUGCAUCGCAGUGUUAGAGGCGUCAUUACAGACCGGGGUU
Molecule: messenger RNA, 1167 nt
Organism: Salvelinus namaycush (lake trout)
Lineage: Eukaryota; Metazoa; Chordata; Actinopteri; Salmoniformes; Salmonidae
Product: P2Y purinoceptor 8-like
Exons: 2
Coding region: 31-1083 (350 amino acids)
Biological process (GO): positive regulation of Rho protein signal transduction; phospholipase C-activating G protein-coupled receptor signaling pathway
Cellular component (GO): membrane
Molecular function (GO): G protein-coupled receptor activity
Source: RefSeq, a predicted model, not a curated record